GGACAACGAUGUGCUAUGUUUGGCUCAAAUGAAAAGAAUACAAAUGAAAAGAAAACACUGUCUUAUAGGUCCCAAGCUGCUGCCUGCUGCUAUUAUAAAACUCAUAAAAAAGCAGCACUCACAGCAAUGAUGUUGAGGACUCAAGUCUAGAGAUUUCUCACAGGCCAGCCAGCCAGUCAAAGAGGAACACUCAACUACUGAAGCUCCUCAUAAUCACAUCAAAUCAAUGGAGUCUCUGCUUAUAAGCUCCUUUCCAAAAGCUUGUUCUUUCCCACUUUCUGCUGAUUCAUCAUCCUCACACUCUAUUGAUCUUCGAGUUCGGAGAUGCCAAGCAUGGAGCAAUAUAGAAAGUUCCUUUGCUCUGAAUUGUCGACAACCAUUGGUGAUGCAACAUGCUGGAGGCAUUAAAUAUAAUUUGUCACUCUACCGGAGAGGUGAUACAAAGUAUAUAGUGAAUGCAGCUUCUGAGCAGCCCCUUGAAUCUGAGCCUCUCUCUUACCAACCCAAGAGUCUCCAGGGAUCACUACAAGAUUCAUUAAAUGCUUUCUACAAGUUUUCUAGGCCUCACACAGUGAUAGGAACAGCAUUGAGCAUUAUUUCAGUUUCUCUCCUUGCAGUUGAGAAAUUAUCCGAUUUUACUCCAAUAUUUUUCACCGGGGUAUUAGAGGCAAUUGUUGCUGCUCUUUUCAUGAAUAUCUAUAUUGUUGGUCUUAAUCAGUUGUCCGAUAUAGAAAUAGACAAGGUUAAUAAGCCAUAUCUUCCAUUAGCAUCAGGGGAGUAUUCCGUUGCCACUGGAGUCAUCAUUGUUGCAUCUUUUGCUAUAAUGAGUUUUUGCCUUGGAUGGUCUGUUGGUUCACAGCCGUUACUGUUGGCCCUGUUCAUUAGUUUCCUACUUGGAACUGCAUAUUCAAUCAAUAUACCAUAUAUGAGAUGGAAGAGAUAUGCUUUAGUUGCCGCCAUGUGCAUCCUGGCUGUACGAGCCGUGAUCGUUCAAAUUGCAUUUUAUCUGCAUGUGCAGACUCAUAUUUAUGGCAGACCAGCUAUCUUCCCCAAGCCGGUGAUCUUUGCAACCGGAUUCAUGAGCUUUUUCUCUGUUGUCAUAGCACUAUUUAAGGACAUACCGGAUAUUGUCGGGGACCAGAUCUAUGGCAUUCGAUCAUUUACUGUCCGAUUGGGUCAAAAGCGGGUAUUUUGGACUUGUAUAACACUACUUCAAAUGGCUUAUGCGGCUGCAAUAAUCGUAGGGGCAUCCUCCUCCUCCCUUUGGAGCAAAUUAAUAACGGUGUUGGGCCACAUGACACUGUCAUUGAUACUUUGGAUCCGUGCCAAAUCAGUUGAUCUGGAAAGUAAAGCAGCAAUAACUACAUUUUACAUGUUUAUAUGGAAGCUAUUUUAUGCAGAGUACCUGCUGAUACCACUGGUGAGAUGAAUCUUUAGAAGUAGACAGCACUACAGUAGAAGAACCAGCCUCUUCCCUGCUGCUGCAUUUGAUUUCGUUAGUUGUAUGUUCUUGAAACUGUUUAUGAAUCUAAAAAUUCGAAAGAGCCAAGCUCAGUCUAGAUUAACUGCAAAGAUUCUGUUGUGACCAGGCACUUUCACAGUUCCAUUCUCCCGUUAAAUCCCCACUGAACCUUAUCAUUUGCCUUUGUCAUCUAAGAUGAAAAAAUGCAGGCCCCUGAUUGUACUUUUUUUUAA
Molecule: messenger RNA, 1695 nt
Organism: Daucus carota subsp. sativus
Lineage: Eukaryota; Viridiplantae; Streptophyta; Magnoliopsida; Apiales; Apiaceae
Product: homogentisate phytyltransferase 1, chloroplastic
Exons: 12
Coding region: 227-1429 (400 amino acids)
Cellular component (GO): membrane
Molecular function (GO): prenyltransferase activity
Source: RefSeq, a predicted model, not a curated record